CGUGCAGCUCAGCCAAAUACACAUGAUGACCAACAACAACACCACCAGCCUCAGCAACAGCAAUUCAAACAACAAGCUACCAAAUGGUAAGCCACCACCACCGCCACCACACGCGCAUGCGCUCUCCUCGUUGCCACGCUUUGGCAGCACCACAAGCAGCACACGUCGUGAACCGUCAGCCAGCGUCAGCGCCGAAAGCUCACUUUCAAAUGAGCCACCCUACAGCCAGCAACUUGCCAAUCAGAAUGGACAACGCGCCACCACCAACGCCGAUCGUUACAUACGCCUCACACAGGAUCAUUUCAAUCACAACAAUGGCCCCUACGGCAGCAUUGGCAGCGGCGGAAAACAUGGCAAUCAUGCCAAUACGCUAGGCGCUGAACGUUCGCCACGUGAAAGUGAAAGUAACUACAUACACAAUAAUUCACAUUAUUCGCUGCCGUUGGAUCAUGCGCUCACAGCUAUUACACCAACGCCACCGCCACCACCACCGCCAGCGUUGCCCAUGCGCAAUGGACAGCUAAUUAAUAACAACAGCAACGGCACUGGCGCACAGCGGCAAGCAGCAUACAAUAACAACAGCUGCAGUAAUGGUUAUGCUACGAUAGGUGGAGGAGGCGGCAGCAAUCAUUUUGGCGGCGGUGGUGGUGGUGGUGUUGUGGCAAUUGGAGUUGGCGGCGGAAAUAAUAACAACAACAACGGUAGUUUAAGACGCUGUCACUGAUAUACGCUCAAGGGCGAUUGGUGUGGCACAAGCCGCAGCGCCUAUUACGAGAAAUUCGAUUAUGCAUACGAACAUCCGGCUGCGACGGCGAAUAGGAACAGCUUCGAGAUGUGCACGUUUGUGAGGCCAUAAAGGGUGGGGAGGGUGGAUAGAAGAGUAGGAGAGGAGAGUUGAGAGAAGAGAAGGAGAGCAAGAGAGUUACUGUGGACUAACGAGCAAGAGACUAACAAUAAAGGAAGUUUGAAUAGACCCGAAAACUAUAAGAAAAAGUAUUAGCGAAAGUAGAAAAGCGUAGAGUGCGGAAUAAUAAAUCAAAAACUCGUAACAUUUACUCGGCUUUCAGUAGGAGCAAUAAUAAAAUUCUAGAAGACUCAGAAAAAUAUUUGACUACUGGCUCUCAAGCCGACUACUGGGACUACGUAUAGAAAAUAUCGAAGAAAAAAAAAAGUUGAGGUUUACCUGGAUACAUAUACUAAUACACUGUCGUGAAAUUGAAUGGUCUUUGCAAAAAAAAAAACGGGAAGUAUGAGCUAAUGGCGUAAAUCUCUACUGCGUAGAGAGUAAUUUUCCGCUUAUUUUGUAUGGGUGCAUCAGAAACUAUCUCCUUUACAAUAUUUUCAAGUGAUAUCCGUAAGCAGUUUCGGUCAGACUUUAAAAAAAGCUUUUGGGUGCGAGGCUUUCUAUAAGUCCGAUAAUGAUUAAACCCUUGAGCGCUUUGAGGAAAAUAUUCUGACCACAGUGAGACAGGCCACUUUUGUGAACUGAUAAAAUAAAUAGUUUGUACAGAAACAAGUUGGCAUUCAGACGAAGAAAAAAAAACACUUAUUGUUCAAUAUUUUUUACGAUUUUCUUAUAACUAAGAGUGCAUUCACACAUAAAGCCGAGCGGCGCCGCGAGCAAAGCAAGGUGGAAUAUGGCUAAGCUGCUGGUGUUCACACUGAACGAAGCUUUUCUGAUGGACUCGGCUGCAAAGAUACCAUAAAAAUGGCCCUCAAUGAAAAGCGGAAAAAAUAUUUGCUAAAUUUUAUUCAAAAUAUUGGUUGUAAAAUUUGUUUUUCUUGGAAUAUUUUGAUAUCAUGUUUGCAUCAGCGUUAAAAGGCUAAAAAAUUAAAUAGAAAAUUCAAAAUCAAAAACUGCUUUACUUUCAGCUCAAAAACGUUUUUGAAAAAGCUUGCUGUAUGAGCACUAUCAUAUAGCUACCGCAAUUUGACAGCUUCACUCAGCUCGGAACGGCCUCGCUCCGCUCGGCUCCGCUUGCUGUAUGAACGUACCCUUAGAAACUGAAACUGGGCAUACAGAGUAAAAGAUCUCUCUGGUCGCCUCUGAUAUAAAAUCCGUAGAAGUAAAUUCAGCAGCUUUCUUCGCCCUAGUUGCUCUGCUGCAUUACUUGCUCUAAGUUUUACAUUACCGUUUAGUAUUUUAUAGCGUUUUCUUUUCUAAGAAUAAGUUUUGGCCUUUUAUAUAGGAGCUCUUGCUUUACAUUGCCCUGACGCCUAAGAAAAUGUUGCGCUUUUUAUAUGAGAAUGAAACAGAAAAUAUGAUACUCCAUCACAAGUUCAUUUAUAGAACUGAAUAGAACUGAAUUUUUCACUUGCACUGUGGGCAUUUAAUUAAUUUCAUAGGAAAGCCCUUAUUUCGGAUACGAAAAAUUAUUUUAUUUUUACAAGCGUAAAUUAAAAAUCAACCGUUCAACUCUCACCCUCACCCGGAUCAAGAGAACAUGACGCCCUGUGCAAGGGCUGAGAAAAGAACAUGAAAAUUUGACAGCACUUACUCAGGGCAGAAUAAGUGCAGCCUUUUUUUGUCGAGAAUAGAAAACGCCAUUAGUAUCUACGUAUUUCAUGUUACGAUCAUCUUAAUCCUCAUAAUACAGACAUGUUUGAAGUUUUGACUUACUUCUUGCGCUCAUAUCGAAUUUAGAGCUUUGCUGUGCUUCGAAAUUUAUAGUGGAAUUUUAUGAUAAAUAUUUUUGUGACACAUUUUAACCACGUUUUAUAUGUAAGUUUUAAGCUUUGCCCCGAAGAGAGAAAAAAGGCACAUCUACUGAGUAGUUAGAGGGUUAAAAUGUUC
Messenger RNA from Rhagoletis pomonella (apple maggot), 2794 nucleotides. RefSeq lists its product as uncharacterized. NCBI's taxonomy places the organism in Eukaryota, Metazoa, Arthropoda, Insecta, Diptera, Tephritidae. The coding region runs from base 23 to 724 and encodes 233 amino acids. The transcript has a single exon. The record is from RefSeq and is a predicted model, not a curated record.